GAUCCCAAAACAGAUAAACCACAACAUUAAUGGGGAGCUGCGCGUCAGUGCCGGCGAAAGCGGGUCUCUGGCAAAGGAACAACAGGGGCUUGAAACCCAUCUCCAACGACAACCUCGACUCGCCUCGCCAGCAAUGUCCGCCGCCCUCCCUCCUCCUUUCGGUCGUCAACAACCCUUCCGGCGAUGACAUCUUCAAGAAAUACAAGCUCGGGAAAGAACUCGGGCGCGGUGAGUUUGGGGUCACCCACAAAUGCUUUGACCUCCAAACAGGCGAGGCCUUGGCUUGCAAGAUCAUAUCCAAGUGCAAGCUCCGGACAGAUAUUGACGUCGAGGACGUGCGCCGCGAGGUCGACAUCAUGCGGCAUUUGCCUAAGCACCCGAAUAUUGUGAGCUUCAAGGAGGCUUACGAAGACAUGGAUGCGGUUUAUCUCGUCAUGGAACUCUGCGAGGGCGGUGAGCUCUUCGAUAGGAUCGUGACGCGAGGGCAUUACACGGAGCGCGCUGCAGCCACAGUUAUCAAGACCAUUAUUGAUGUUUGCAAGGUAUGCCAUGAGCAUGGAGUUAUACAUAGGGAUCUCAAACCUGAGAAUUUCUUAUUCAUCGAUGAAAGUGAAACUGCUCGGUUAAAGGCAAUUGAUUUUGGCCUUUCCAUAUUCUAUGAAACUGGUCAGCGAUUCAGUGAAAUUGUUGGAAGCCCAUAUUACAUGGCUCCAGAAGUCUUAAGACGAAAUUAUGGACCAGAAGUUGAUGUGUGGAGUGCAGGCGUUAUCCUUUAUAUCUUACUAUGUGGAGUUCCUCCCUUCUGGGCAGAAUCUGAGGAAGGAAUUGCACGGGCCAUUGUUCAGGGUAACAGUAUAGAUCUUGAGAGGGAUCCCUGGCCAAAGAUUUCUGAGGAAGCAAAGGAUCUAGUGAAGGGAAUGCUCAACCCAAAUCCUUACAGUCGGAUGACAGUCCAAGAAGUCCUUGAACAUACUUGGAUUAAAAACAAAAAUCAUGUUCGUAAUGUUUCUUUGGGAGAAAAUGUCAGAAUAAAGAUCAAGCAGUUCUGCUUGAUGAAUAAAUUCAAGAAGAAAGCUCUUAGAGUGGUAGCAGGCAACUUGCCAGAUGAGCAAGUCAAUGGGAUCAGACGGAUGUUUAAUAUGAUGGACACUGACAAAAAUGGAAACUUGUCAUUUGAGGAGCUCAAAGAGGGCCUCAAUAAUAUUGGACACCCAGUUCCUGAUCCUGAUGUCCAGAUGUUGAUGAACGCUGCGGAUGUUGAUGGAAGUGGCACAAUAGACUGUGAGGAAUUUAUAACAUUGUCUAUUCACUUGAAAAGGAUUGGCAGUGACGAGACUCUUUUUCAAGCUUUUACAUUCUUUGACAAGAAUCAGAAUGGGUAUAUUGAGUUUGAUGAACUAAGAGAGAGUAUGCUAGAGGAUAACCUUGGCCCUAACAAUGAUAAGGUCAUCCAAGACAUCAUGUUCGAUGUCGACUUGGAUAAGGAUGGUAGAAUCAGCUAUGAUGAAUUUAAGGCAAUGAUGAAAACAGGGAUGGACUGGAAAAUGGCUUCUCGGCAAUAUUCUAGAGCGUUUUUAAAUGCACUAAGCCUCAAAAUGUUCAAGGAAAAAUCUAGGGAACUAAAGCUUGUGUAAUCACUUAGCUACGUACGCAAGUAUUGAGCUACCUUAAAUAUCCUCCUCAAAACAAUGAACAACAGACAGGAAGGUCAAAUGUUUGCAAAAACCAUUCAUCUUUGAUUCGAGAAUAUUAGAUGGUUUUCAUCUGGAAGGUAAUGGAAAUGGAUUUUUUUUUUUUUUCCUUUAUUUUUUGGGAGAAACAA
This is a messenger RNA of Carya illinoinensis, 1822 nucleotides long. Its product is annotated as calcium-dependent protein kinase 24-like. Gene Ontology annotation, biological process: peptidyl-serine phosphorylation; intracellular signal transduction; protein autophosphorylation. Gene Ontology annotation, cellular component: cytoplasm; nucleus. The coding region runs from base 30 to 1634 and encodes 534 amino acids. Gene Ontology annotation, molecular function: calcium-dependent protein serine/threonine kinase activity; calmodulin binding; calcium/calmodulin-dependent protein kinase activity. The record is from RefSeq and is a predicted model, not a curated record. The transcript is spliced from 8 exons. NCBI's taxonomy places the organism in Eukaryota, Viridiplantae, Streptophyta, Magnoliopsida, Fagales, Juglandaceae.